Coregonus clupeaformis (lake whitefish) is the source of this 13118-nucleotide messenger RNA. RefSeq names its product ryanodine receptor 3. Gene Ontology annotation, cellular component: sarcoplasmic reticulum membrane; sarcolemma; Z disc. Gene Ontology annotation, molecular function: calcium ion binding; protein binding; ryanodine-sensitive calcium-release channel activity. Lineage: Eukaryota; Metazoa; Chordata; Actinopteri; Salmoniformes; Salmonidae. The record is from RefSeq and is a predicted model, not a curated record. Gene Ontology annotation, biological process: calcium ion transmembrane transport; intracellular calcium ion homeostasis.
AUGAACCUGGGGAAGGACGCCAGCACCUUUAAGUACUACACCAUGUGUGGCCUGCAGGAGGGCUUCGAACCCUUCGCUGUCAACAUGAACAGGGUCACCAUGUGGUUCAGCAAACGCCUGCCUACCUUCGUCAACAUCCCCAAGGACCACAACCAUAUCGAGGUGACGAGGAUAGAUGGGACAGUUGACAACCCCCCGUGUCUGAAGGUGACACACAAGACGUUUGGGACCCAGCAGAGCAACAGUGACAUGCUGUACUGCAGACUGAGCAUGCCUGUAGAGCUCCACGCUCCUCAUAUCAAGGCUGACGAGUCUCAGAAACUCAGUCAGCCUCCAAAGCAAGAUGAUUAUGGCAGCAUCACAACGUACUAUCACUCAGUGAGGGUGUUUGCUGGCCAGGACCCAGCAUCGGUGUGGGUUGGCUGGGUAACCCCUGACUACCAUUACCAUAGCAAACAAUUUAGCCUCAACAAGACACGCACGGUUACCGUAACCCUGGGAGACGAGAGGGGACGUGUCCACGAGAGUGUUCGGAGGAGUAACUGCUACAUGGUGUGUGCUGGAGAUGUUGUCAGCUCCUCCCACUCCUCAUCCCGGUCUAACAUCGACCUGGAGAUUGGCUGUCUCGUUGAUCUGGCAACAGGCUUUCUCUCCUUCACAGCCAAUGGCAAGGAGCUGGCGACCACCUACGAGGUGGAGUCCAACACCAAGCUGUUCCCUGCUGUGUUUGUGCGUCCCACCAGCACCAACCUCUUCCAGUUUGAGUUUGUCAAGAUCAAGGACACCAUGCCCCUGUCGUCGGCCAUCUUUAAGAGUGAGCAGCGUAACCCUGUGCCCCAGUGUCCUCCGCGUCUGGACGUUCAGACUAUCGUAGCAGUGCUGUGGAGCCGUAUGCCCAACACCUUCCUCACCGUGGAGACUGCCAGGGUCUCAGAGAGACACGGCUGGGUGGUGCAGUGUCUGGAGCCCCUGCAGAUGAUGGCUGUUCAUGUACCUGAGGAAAACAGAUGUCUGGACAUCCUGGAGCUAUCGGAGAAUGAGGGUUUGAGGAAGUUCCACUACCACACCCUGAAGCUCUACUGUGCCCUCUGCGCAUUGGGCAACACCCGCGUGGCACACGCCCUCUGCUCCCACCUCGACCAAUCACAGCUGCUCUACACCAUCGACAACCAAUACCUAUCCGGCAUGCUGAGAGAGGGAUUCUAUAAUGUUCUUAUGAGCAUCCACCUGGAGACAGCGAAGGAGGCACGCCUGAUGAUGAACAACGAGUUUAUCAUCCCUGUGACUGAUGAGACGCGCUCCAUCAAGCUGUUCCCUGACGAGUCCAAGAGACACUCUCUACCCGGUGUAGGCCUCAGCACCUCUCUGAAACCACGCCUCAACUUCUCCCCUCUCUCCUUCAUCACCACCAAGAAGCAGCAGCGUCUCCACAGUCCCCAGAUCCCCCUGGGCAUCCUGAAGGAGAAGGCCAUCAGUAUGCUGACUGAGGCGGUGCAGGGAGGAGGCAGUCACAUCAGAGACCCAGUAGGGGGCAGUGUGGAGUACCAGUUUGUCCCCAUCCUCAAGCUGAUCGGGACCCUGCUGAUCAUGGGGGUUCUCACCAGCGAGGAGGUGAGGCUGAUCCUGCUCCUCAUCGAGCCCAACGUGUUCGGGGAGCCAGAGGAGGAGGAGGCGAAGGUGGAGGAGGUGGAGGCAGCAGCGGGAGGAGGAGAGAAGGAGGAGGUGAGCAGCAACGAGGUGAAGGCUGUGGAGGCUGGUGAGGAGGAGACCAAGGAGGUCAAACCGCCCGUGAAGGGACUGCUGGAGAAGACACUGCCUGAGUCUGUCAAACGACAGAUGUGUGAGCUGCUGCACUACUUCUGUGACUGUGAGUUGAAGCAGCGCAUCGAGGCCAUCGUGUCCUUCUCAGACAGCUUUGUGUCCAAGCUGCAGUACAAUCAGAAGUUCAGGUACAACGAGCUGAUGUUGGCCCUCAACAUGUCUGCUGCCGUCACCGCCAAGAAGACCAAGGAGUUCAGAUCGCCUCCACAGGAACAGAUCAACAUCCUGUUAAACUUUGCUGCUGGGGAGGACUGUCCCUGUCCUGAAGAGAUUCAGGAGGACCUCUACAAAUUUCAUGAUGAGCUGAGACUGCACUGCGGCAUCCCAGUGGAGGAGGAGGAGGGGGAAGAGGACACGUCCGUAAAGGGUCGUCUGCUGGCCAUGCUCUAUAAGGUCAAGGGACCGCCCAAGAAAGUAGAGGAGGAGCCUACAGAGCAGGAACAAGCUCCUCCCACCAAUCUGAAGGAGUUGAUCAGCCAGUCCAUGGCAAGCUGGGCUCAGGAGUGCAGCAUCCAGGACCCAGAGCUGGUUCGUGUGAUGUUCAGCCUGCUGAGACGUCAGUACGACGGCAUCGGAGCGCUGCUGAGGGCCAUGAAGAAGAGUUACACCAUCUCUGCUGCGUCAGUACAAGACUGUGUCAACCUCCUGGCCUCUCUGGGCCAGAUCAGAUCACUGCUGUCUGUACGCAUGGGGAAAGAAGAGGAGAAACUCAUGAUCGACGGACUGGGUGACAUAAUGAACAACAAGGUGUUCUACCAGCACCCCAACCUAAUGAGAGUCCUGGGGAUGCACGAGACUGUCAUGGAGGUCAUGGUCAACGUGUUGGGAGGAGACAAGUCACAGGAGAUAGCGUUUCCCAAGAUGGUUGCCAGCUGCUGUCGGUUCCUGUGUUACUUCUGUCGUAUCAGCCGACAGAACCAGAAGGCCAUGUUCGACCACCUCAGUUACCUACUGGAGAACAGCUCUGUCGGACUGGCCUCCCCAGCCAUGAGAGGUUCUACACCCCUGGACGUAGCAGCGUCUUCAGUGAUGGACAACAACAGCCUGGCCCUCGCUCUGGAGGAGCCUGACCUUGACAAGGUGGUGACCUACCUGGCAGGCUGUGGGCUGCAGAGCUGUGCCAUGCUCCUGGCUAAAGGAUAUCCUGACAUUGGCUGGAACCCCAUAGAGGGAGAGAGAUACCUGUCCUUCCUCCGCUUUGCUGUCUUCAACAGUGAGAGUGUAGAGGAGAACUCUAACACGGUGGUGAAGCUGCUGAUCAGGCGUCCAGAGUGUUUUGGUCCCGCCCUGAGAGGAGAGGGGGGCAACGGCCUGCUGGCGGCCAUGUUGGAAGCCAUUAAGAUAUCUGAGGACCCUGCUCUGGACCUGCCCUCUACAGCCGAGGGAGAACCUUCUGGGUCUGGUGAGGAUGAGGAGGAAGAGGUGGUCCACACAGGAAACGCCAUCAUGUCCUUCUACUCUGCCCUUAUUGACCUGCUGGGACGCUGCGCUCCUGAGAUGCACUUGAUCAACAAGGGUAAAGGCGAGGCGUUGCGUAUCCGUGCCAUCCUGCGGUCCCUGGUUCCUACCACAGACCUGGUGGGCAUCAUCAGUAUACCACUCAAGAUGCCCAUUGUCAAUAAAGACGGUAGUGUGACGGAGCCGGACAUGUCGGCUAGUUUCUGUCCGGAUCACAAGGCCCCCAUGGUGUUGUUUCUCGACCGUGUGUACGGUGUGGAGGACCAGAGCUUCCUGCUACACCUGUUGGAGGUGGGCUUCCUGCCUGACCUCCGUGCCUCCGCCUCCCUGGACACGGAUGUGCUGAGCACCACAGAGACCGCUCUGGCCAUGAACAGGUACAUCGGUUCGGCCCUGCUUCCCCUGCUGACCAGGUGUGCUGACCAGUUCUCGGGCACGGAGCACUACGCAGCGCUCAUCGACUCUACGCUCCACACUAUCUAUCGGCUGUCCAAGGGACGCUCCCUCACCAAGGCCCAGAGAGACUCUAUCGAGGAGUGUCUGCUCGCCAUCUGCAAACACCUGCGUCCCUCCAUGAUGCAGCAGCUGCUGAGACGUCUGGUGUUUGAUGUUCCCCUGCUGACAGAGUACUGCAAGAUGCCACUCAGGCUGCUGACUGAACACUAUGAGCAGAGCUGGAAGUACUACUGUCUUCCCUCGGGGCUGGGGAGCUCCGGCAUGGCCUCAGAGGAGGAGCUGCUGCUCACCAGGAAACUCUUCUGGGGAAUAUUCGACUCCCUCUCAACAAAGAAGUUUGACUCUGACCUGUUCAAAACUGCCAUGGCCUGUCUGAGUGCCAUCGCUGGGUCGUUGCCACCUGACUAUGUGGAUACCAGCCCUGGUGCCACCCUGGAGAAGCAGACGUCUGUGGACGCACACGGCAACUUCGACCCCAAACCCAUCAACACUGCCAAUAUCUCCCUUCCAGAGAAACUGGACUACAUCGCCAACAAGUUUGCAGAGCAUUCCCACGUCAAGUGGUCCUCAGAGAAGGUGACAGCGGGUUGGAAAAUGGGAGAGUGCGUGGAUGAUGAUGCCAAAACUCACCCUCUGCUGAAGCCUUACAAGUCACUCAGUGAGACGGAGAGGGAGACGUACCGCUGGCCAGUGAAGGAGUCUUUAAAGAGUAUGCUGGCUAUGGGCUGGAACAUGGAGAGGGCCAAAGAGGGAGAGGCCAUGUUCAUCGAGAAACAAAGCAAGAUCUCAGAGUCCACCCAGGAUAAUGAUAAUACAUGCAUCCCUGAACCCCCAUUGGAUCUGAACAAUAUUACUCUAUCCAGAGAGUUGCAGGGGAUGGUGGAAGUAGUAGCAGAGAACUACCACAACAUCUGGGCCAAGAAGAAGAAGACUGAGCUGAACAGUAAAGGAGGAGGGAGCCAUCCGUUGCUGGUGCCUUAUGACACCCUGACAGCCAAGGAGAAGUAUAGAGACAGAGAGAAGGCCCAGGAUCUCUUUAAGUUCCUGCAGAUCAAUGGAUAUACUAUCACCAGAGGCCUGAAGGACAUGGAGCAGGAUUCGUCGUCCAUGGAGAAGAGGUUUGCCUACACGUUCCUCAAGAGGCUGCUGAAGUAUGUGGACUCGGCUCAGGAGUUCAUCGCCCACCUGGAGGCCAUGGCCACCAGUGGAAAGACAGACAAAUCACCUCACGAUCAGGAAAUCAAGUUUUUCGCCAAGGUACUGUUACCACUCAUAGACAUGUACUUUAAGAACCACAGCAUGUACUUCCUGUCCUCGCCCAGUAAGAACCUGAGCAGCAGCGGCUACGCCUCCAACAAGGAGAAGGAGAUGAUCACUAGCCUGUUCUGUAAGAUGGCAGCUCUUGUCAGACACAGGAUUUCCCUCUUUGGGAGCGACUCGGCUAUUAUGGUGAGCUGUCUACACAUCCUGGCUCAUUCACUCGACACAAGGACGGUGAUGAAGUCAGGCUCAGAGAUGGUGAAGGCUGGGGUCAGGACGUUAUUUGAGAACGCAGCGGAGGACUUGGAGAAGACCCUGGAGAUGCUGAAGCUGGGGAAGUUCAGCCAGUCCAGGAGCCAGAUGAAGGUCUUGUCUCAGAACAUCACCUACACCACCACCGCCAUGCUACCCGUCCUUACAGCCCUGUUCAAACACGUCACCAUGCACAACUUCGGAGUCUACCUGCUGGUGGAUGACGUCCAGCUGUCGUGCUAUCGCAUCGUGACCUGUCUCUACUCACUGGGCACGGGGAAACACAUCUUCAUGGAGAGGCACCUACCAGCCCUAGGGGAGUGUCUGGCCACCCUGGUAGGAGCCAUGCCUGUAGCAUUCCUGGAGCCUGAUCUCAACGCUCACAACCCCCUGUCUGUCUUCAACACCAAGACACCCCGCGAGAGGGCCAUCUUGAGUAUGCCUGACUCUGUGGAGGAGAUGUGUCCAGAGAUGCCUCGUCUGGAUGGCCUGCUGAAGGACAUCAACGACAUCUCGGAGUCUGGAGCUCGCUACACAGAGAUGCCACAGGUGAUUGAGGUGAUCCUGCCCAUGCUGUGUAACUACCUGUCCUAUUGGUGGGAGAAAGGAACAGAGAACUCUGCUCCGGGCACAGCCUGCUGCACCACCGUCUGCUCCAACCACCUCAGCAUCAUCCUGGGGAACAUCCUCAAGAUCCUCAACAACAACCUGGGCAUCGACGACGCUCCCUGGAUGAAGAGGAUUGCAGUCUACUCUCAGCCAAUCAUCUGUAAAGCUGCAGCAGACCUCCUGAGGAGUCACUUCCUGCCCACUCUAGAGAAACUCAGGAAGAAGACAGUCAAGGUGGUGGCAGAGGAGGAGCUGCUGAAGGCUGACAUUAAAGGAGACACUCAGGAAGCUGAGCUUCUCAUCCUGGAUGAGUUUGCUGUCCUCUGUAGAGACCUGUACGCCUUCUACCCAAUGCUCAUCCGCUAUGUGGACAACAACAGGUCCAGGUGGUUGAAGAGGCCUGAUGCUCAGUCCAACGAGCUCUUCACCAUGGUGGCGGAGAUCUUCAUUCUCUGGUGCAAAUCACACAACUUCAAAAGGGAAGAGCAGAACUUUGUGGUUCAGAACGAAAUCAACAACCUGUCUUUCCUGACUGGGGAAAGUAAGACCAAGAUGUCCAAGUCAGGUGGUGACCAGGAUAGGAAGCACAAGAAGCGGCGUGGAGAGUUAUACUCUGUCCAGACCUCUCUGAUCGUAGCCGCCCUGAAGAAGAUGCUGCCCAUCGGACUCAACAUGUGCACCCCUGGAGACCAGGAGCUUAUAUCACUGGCCAAGAUACGAUACAGUCUGAAAGACACAGACGAUGAGGUGAAGGAUCACUUGCGUGAGAACCUCCAUCUGCAGGACAAGUCUGAUGACCUGGCAGUGCAGUGGCAGAUGAACCUGUAUAAGGAUGUGGUGGUGGGGAGUGAGGAGCCUACAGACCCAGAACAAACUGUGGACAGAAUACAGAGCAUCUCUGCUGCAGUCUUCCACCUGGAGCAGGUGGAGCAGCCUCUGAGGAUGAAGAAGUGUGUGUUCCAGAAGCUGCUGUCCAAACAGCGUAAACGGGCCGUGGUGGCCUGCUUCCGCAUGGCUCCACUCUACAACCUACCCAGGCAUCGUUCUAUUAACCUCUUCGUGUUGGGCUAUGUGAGACUAUGGAUAGAGACAGAGGAGUACUCCUUUGAGGAGAGGCUAGUGCAGGACCUGGCAAAAACCCCGAUGAAGAUCGUGGAGGAGGAGGAAGAGGAGGAGGUUGAGAUUCAGCCAGACCCUCUUCAUCAGCUUAUCCUCCACUUCAGCCACAACGCCCUCACAGAGAGAAGUUUCUUGGAAGAAGAUCCGUUAUAUAUUGCGUAUGCAGACAUGAUGGCAAAGAGUUGUGCAGAGGAUGAAGAGGAGGAAGGGGAAGAGGAGAAAGAGAAGACGUUUGAGGAGAAGGAGAUGGAGAAACAGAAGAUCUUGUACCAACAGGCCAGACUGCACGCCCGCGGGGCUGCUGAGAUGGUGCUACAGAUGAUCAGCGCCAGUAAAGGUCGACUAGGUCCUAUGGUGACCUGCACCCUCAAACUGGGCAUCUCCAUCCUCAACGGAGGCAACGUGCUGGUUCAGCAGAAAAUGCUGGAUUACCUGAAAGAGAAAAGAGAUGCAGGCUUUUUCAAGAGUUUGUCAGGCCUCAUGCAGUCCUGCAGUGUCCUGGACCUAAAUGCCUUUGAGAGACAGAACAAAGCGGAAGGUCUGGGGAUGGUGACAGAUGAAGGCUCCAGUUCCAAAGUGCUGACGAAUGAUGACUUCACCAAAGAUCUCUUCAGGUUUUUACAACUGCUCUGUGAGGGGCACAACGGGGAUUUCCAAAACUUCCUGAGAACACAAACAGGAAACACGUUGACAGUCAAUAUUAUCAUCAGCACAGUGGACUACCUGCUACGCCUUCAGGAAUCUAUCAGUGACUUCUAUUGGUAUUACUCUGGGAAAGACAUUAUCGACGAGGCAGGGCAGGUCAACUUCUCCAAAGCCUUAGCUGUCGCAAAGCAGAUCUUCAACUCACUCACUGAGUACAUCCAGGGCCCAUGUAUUGGGAACCAGCAGAGUCUGGCCCACAGCAGACUGUGGGAUGCAGUGGUGGGAUUCCUGCAUGUGUUUGCCAACAUGCAGAUGAAGCUGUCCCAGGACUCGUGUCAGAUUGAGCUGCUGAAGGAGUUGAUGGAUCUUCAGCAGGACAUGGUGGUGAUGAUGCUGUCACUGCUUGAGGGCAACGUGGUGAAUGGAACGAUAGGGAAGCAGAUGGUAGACACUCUGGUGGAGUCCUCCAGUAACGUAGAGAUGAUCCUCAAGUUCUUCGACAUGUUCCUCAAGAUCAAGGACCUGACCACCUCUGACAACUUCAGGGAGUACGACCCCGAGAACAAGGGGGUGAUCUCCAAGAAAGAUUUCCAGAAGUCCAUGGAGAACCAGAAGCAGUACACCCAGUCAGAGAUCGAGUUCCUGCUCUCCUGCGCCGAGGCCGACGAGAAUGACAUGUUCAACUACGAGGAGUUUGUGGAGCGGUUCCACGAGCCAGCCAAAGACAUCGGCUUUAACGUAGCCGUGCUGCUCACCAACCUCUCUGAGCACAUGCCUCACGACCCCCGUCUGGCCACCUUCCUGGAACCGGCCGAGAGCGUGCUGAACUACUUUGAGCCAUACCUGGGCCGCAUCGAGAUCAUGGGCGGAGGGAAGCGCAUCGAGAGGGUUUACUUUGAGAUCAGUGAGUCCAGCCGCACGCAGUGGGAGAAGCCACAGGUCAAAGAGUCUAAGAGACAGUUCAUCUUCGACGUGGUCAACGAGGGGGGAGAGAGCGAGAAGAUGGAGAUGUUUGUGAACUUCUGCGAGGACACCAUCUUUGAGAUGCAGCUGGCGUCUCAGAUCUCGGAGCCAGAAGUGGUGGAGCGCCCGGAGGAGGAAGAGGAGGAGGUGCACAACUUGCUAGAAGAGCUGGCUGAGCAAGAAGAGGAGAGCAAGCUGGAGGCUUCCUCAGCUUUCACCAUGGUCUGCGUCUCCGCCAAGAAGAAGAUCUCCAACUUCAGACAGAUGCUGACCUUCAAGAGCCUCAAGAAGCAGUACAAGAAGUUCAAGAAGCUGAGCAUGAAGGAGAUGAUCGUUGGGUUCUUCUCCUUCUUCUGGAUUCUCUUCACAGGGUUCUUCAAGGGGAUCUACAGCCUCAUCUUCGGAUUCUUCCACCUCAUCUGGUCAUCCAUGUUCGGCGGCGGGCUCGUCGAAGGAGCCAAGAACAUGAAGGUGACAGACAUCUUGGGCAACAUGCCCGAUCCCACCCAGUUCGGUAUCCACGGUGACGUGUUGGAGACAGAGAAGGCGGAGGUGGGUGAUUCGGUGUCGGGCGGGACAGACCAGGCCAUCAAACCGUCGGACAAGGCAGAGCAGGACAUCUUGAUGGAGAUGAUUAAUCCGACACCAAAGAAAGGGGAAGGGUUGAAACAUGUAGAUCCUGGACUGGGAGACGUCUCUGAGAAUCUGACCGCUGAGACCACCGCCACUGUGGAGAAAAAGAAGGCCGCUUUUGAACCAACAGAGUCUGAACCAGAGAAAGCCGACACAGAGAAGAAGGAGAAGGAAGACAAAGUCAAGGCAGAGCAGCCUAAAGAGGAAGUGGCUCAGGAUAAGCCCGCCCCCAAGUCCAGAAACGGCCAAUCAAAGGAGGCUCCUACUUCCUUCUUUGCCAGCUUCUUGGCUGGGCUGGAGGUCUACCAGACGAAGAUGCUGAACACGCUGGCUCGCAACUUCUACAACAUGCGUUUCCUGGCUCUGUUUGUGGCGUUUGCGAUCAACUUCAUUCUACUGUUCUACAGGGUGACUGCUGAUGAGGAUGAUGAGGAUGACUCCUGGACUAGUUCUGAUGAUGAUGAUGAUGAAGGUGGUGAGGAGUACUUUGUCCUGGAGGAGAGUACAGGCUACAUGGCCCCUAUUCUGUGUUUUCUGGCUGUAUUCCACACUGCUCUCUCUAUCCUCUGCUUGGUGGGAUACUACUUCCUCAAGGUGCCUCUGGUGGUGUUUAAGAGAGAGAAGGGGAUCGCCAGGCUGUUGGAGUUUGAAGGUCUCUAUAUCACAGAGCAGCCUGCAGACGAUGACAUCACAGGACAGUGGGACCGCCUCGUCAUCAACACCCCAUCCUUCCCCAAUAACUACUGGGACAAGUUCAUCAAACGGAAGGUCAUUAAUAAGUAUGGAGACCUGUAUGGAGCUGAGCGGAUAGCUGAGCUGCUGGGUCUGGACAAGAGUGCUCUGGACUUCGAUCCUACUCAGGAGACCGUGGUGGAGGCGGCUUCUCUUGUAUCCUGGUUGAGCUCUAUCGACACCAAGUACCACAUCUGGAAAAUGGGAGUGGUGCUGACUGACAACUCGUUCCUGUACCUGAUCUGGUACGCCACCAUGUCCAUCCUGGGUCACUACAACAACUUCUUCUUCGCCGCCCAUCUUCUGGACAUCGCCAUGGGCUUCAAGACCCUGAGGACCAUCCUGUCCUCCGUCACUCACAACGGAAAACAGUUGGUGCUGACUGUAGGUCUGUUGGCGGUGGUGGUGUAUCUCUACACCGUGGUGGCCUUCAACUUCUUCAGGAAGUUCUACAACAAGAGUGAGGACGAGGACGCACCUGACAUGAAGUGUGACGACAUGAUGACUUGCUAUCUGUUCCACCUGUACGCGGGGGUGAGGGCCGGCGGUGGUAUCGGUGAUGAGCUGGAGGACCCGGCGGGAGACCCCUACGAGCUGUGGCGUAUCCUCUUUGACAUCACCUUCUUCUUCUUCGUCAUUGUCAUCCUCCUGGCCAUCAUUCAGGGUUUGAUUAUUGAUGCGUUUGGGGAACUGAGAGACCAGCAGGAGCAGGUGAAGGAGGAUAUGGAGACUAAAUGCUUCAUCUGUGGUAUUGGAAACGACUACUUUGACACGACACCCCACGGCUUUGAGACCCACACCUUACAAGAGCACAACCUGGCCAACUACCUCUUCUUCCUGAUGUACCUCAUCAACAAGGACGAGACUGAACACACUGGUCAGGAGUCGUAUGUGUGGAAAAUGUACCAGGAGAGAUGCUGGGACUUCUUCCCUGCUGGGGACUGUUUCAGGAAGCAGUAUGAGGACCUGCUUGGGUAGAGAGGACACCUAACACUACAUUACCCAGCUACCCUACAACCCUACCUGGGUAGAGAGGACACCUAACACUACAUUACCCAGUUACCCUACAACCCUACCUGGGUAGAGAGGACACCUAACACUACCCAGUUACCCUACAACACUCUCUGGGUAGAGAGGACACCAGAACACUACCCAGUUACCCUACAACACUCUCUGGGUAGAGGACACCAGAACACUACCCAGUUACCCUACAACACUCUCUGGGUAGAGAGGACACCAGAACACUACCCAGUUACCCUACAACACUCUCUGGGUAGAGGACACCAGAACACUACCCAGUUACCCUACAACACUCUCUGGGUAGAGAGGACACCAGAACACCACCCAGUUACCCUACAACACUCUCUGGGUAGAGAGGACACCAGAACACCACCCAGUUACCCUACAACACUCUCUGGGUAGAGAGGACACCAGAACACCACCCAGUUACCCUACAACACUCUCUGGGUAGAGAGGACACCAGAACACUACCCAGUUACCCUACAACACUCUCUGGGUAGAGAGGACACCAGAACACUACCCAGUUACCCUACAACACUCUCUGGGUAGAGGACACCAGAACACCACCCAGUUACCCUACAACACUCACUGGGUAGAGGGACACCAGAACACUACCCAGCUACCCUACAACACUCUCUGGGUAGAGGACACCAGAACACCACCCAGUUACCCUACAACACUCUCUGGGUAGAGGGACACCAGAACACCACCCAGUUACCCUACAACACUCACUGGGUAGAGGACACCAGAACACCACCCAGUUACCCUACAACACUCUCUGGGUAGAGAGGACACCAGAACACUACCCAGCUACCCUACAACACUCUCUGGGUAGAGAGGACACCAGAACACCACCCAGUUACCCUACAACACUCUCUGGGUAGAGAGGACACCAGAACACCACCCAGUUACCCUACAACACUCUCUGGGUAGAGGACACCAGAACACUACCCAGUUACCCUACAACACUCUCUGGGUAGAGAGGACACCAGAACACCACCCAGUUACCCUACAACACUCUCUGGGUAGAGGACACCAGAACACUACCCAGUUACCCUACAACACUCUCUGGGUAGAGAGGACACCAGAACACUACCCAGUUACCCUACAACACUCUCUGGGUAGAGAGGACACCAGAACACCACCCAGUUACCCUACAACACUCUCUGAGAAAGACUAACUCACUUGAACCUUAACGGAACAUGACAACUAGCUCCACAUAGCUCUUCUGCUGCCGUUGUAUCCAUCAUACAGUUUCACCUAUCGAAAUGGCCAGCCACUACCGAGGAGAGACUGACGAUGAAGACGAUGAUUGGACUUGGUGUUUGGAUUUAUAUUGAAAGUAAAGUCAAGAUAAGUCACCUGCCACGGUGACACCAUGUCGAUGACACCUUGUUCGCUCUUUGAACACACAUGGUUUUAUAUUAAUUUGAUCUGUUAUGAUGACACUUGCUUAACCCCAAAACUGUUGAACAAUGUGUGUCGUGUGGUAGAGUGGAGACAUUGAUAUGUGUAGGGUUACAGCUUGAGGGGUGAUUGAAUGCACAAGCUAUGAUAUUAAUACCCUAGAUAUUAACUGAGAACCAAAAUACAAGAUUGACGCUAGAAUGUGAAUUGUGGUGGUGAUAAAUGAUGAAACUUCACUAGAAAUUAAAUUAGACCCAUUCUACCUUUUUCUUGAACUUGGUCUGAAUCUGAUUAGCUUUGGUGAGAUGAGACAUUUAAAAAAAGGGGUCCCUCAAGAGUAAGUCUUGAGCCCAUUUAUAGUUGUUUAUCGUGUGCCAAUGUGCCUUAAAUGAGAAACCUUGACACCCUUAGUGCUCUAGGUUGUAGAUUAGAAUGACCUAGCUACAGUAGGGAUAGCUUUUUAGGAAAAAAAUAAAAUAUAUAUAUGUUGUGUAAAAUCUAUAUACCCAUUGUUCCCAAACUAUAGUGUCCUUGCCUGCCUGUACACAGUUCUUUCCGUAGUAGAAAUUACACGCUGAGGAAAAAACACAGUUCAGGAUUUAUUGAACACACAAAGACAGAAAAGCAGUGAGCUGCUAUUGUAUGGCUAUUUAUAUAUGUAGUAGCUUUGGUAAACUGCAUUUAUCUUCGAGAAGGGAGGAUGGAAAUGACUAAAGUAACCAAUAAACCAUGUCUGUAUUCCA